AUUUCCUCAACUCUUAAUUCUAUUCUGUUGUUUCUUAGUAGCGCUUGUCAUGGCGGAGUUUUCCCAUGCCCAGACCACUCUAACCAAUAACGUUCUUACUCAAGGCCAACACCUAUCAAUUGGUUCUCAAUUAAUUUCAUCCACCGCCACUUUUGUGCUAGGAUUUUACAAUCCUCCAAGUUCUAAUUCCACUUACUUGGGAAUUUCCUACAACACAAAUGACCAGAAACCAAUCUGGAUAGCCAAUCGAAACUCCCCAUUUCCCAACAAUUCUGCUUCCAUCAGCCUCACAAUCGACGUCAACGGCAGCUUGAAAAUCCAAAGUGGGAAUUAUUUCUUUUCACUUUUCAAUGGCGGACAACCAACCACCAGCAGCGCCAUUUUACAAGACGACGGCAACUUUGUACUACGAGAGAUGAACAGAGAUGGGUCAGUAAAGCAGAUUGUGUGGCAGAGCUUUGAUCAUCCAACAGAUACACUUCUUCCCAGAAUGAAAAUCGGGAUCAAUCACAAAACAAACUCCACUUGGUCAUUAACAUCAUGGAGAAGCGAUGAAUCUCCGAAGCCAGGAGCUUUCAGACUGGGAAUGAAUCCAAACAAUACGUACGAGUUAGUGAUGUUUAUUCAAGAUGAUCUGCUUUGGAGGAGUGGGAAUUGGAAAGACGGUUCGUUCGAAUUCUUGGCAAGCUAUAUAAGCAAAGGAAUCAAUUUCAAUCGAGUUUCGAAUGAGAACGAAACGUAUUUCAUUUACUACAUCCCGGGACUCCAUCGAUAUUCUGUCUAUGAAAAUUCAUAUGAUUACGAAGGGUCAAGGGAAUUUAUACUACCCCAAUGGACAUUAGAAAAUGAUGGGGUUUUGAUAUUCAACAAUCAACAAUAUUUUCCACUCGUUUGCCUCAACUCUCGAAAUGAAAUGGAUAGUAGUUGUGUGAGGAGAAAGCAGGAACAACUACCGGAGUGCAGGAAUGAGUUGUCUUAUGGCUAUGGUCCGGGCUUUUCGGUUAUUAAUGGUUACAAGGGUGAGAGGAUUAAUGGUUCUAAUUAUUACUACGAACAAAGUGGGAACUUAACCACGCUUGAAUGCCAUAGUAUUUGCAUGAAUGAUUGUGACUGCAUCGCUUUUGCGAUUCCAGCGUACGGGAGUGACUCCGGCUGUGAGUUUUGGAAGUCAGUUCCCAAGUUUAUUCCAGACUACGACAGUUCACAAACGAUUUGGUCGUUAAUGAACACAAAUUACAAGUCUCGAAAUGGAUUGGAGUUAUAUAUAGAUUCGGAGAAGAAGUUAAUAUUUGAUUGGGAAAAACGUUUGCACGUUGUCCAAGGAAUAGUUCAAGGACUACUCUACCUUCACUACUACUCAAGAGUACGAAUAAUUCAUCGAGAUUUAAAAGUUAGCAACAUUUUACUCGAUGAUGAAAUGAAUGCAAAAAUAUCGGAUUUUGGUAUGGCUAGAGUCUUUAAGCCAUCGGACAACGAAGCAAACACAAGUCGGGUGGUUGGUACAUAUGGGUAUAUAUCACCAGAAUAUGCAAUGGAGGGUAUUUUUUCAAUAAAGUCUGAUGUAUACAGUUUUGGAAUACUAUUGUUGGAGAUCAUAACAAGUCAAAAGAACUACCACAAUUAUGACACAGAACGACCACUUAACCUCAUAGGAUAUGCAUGGGAAUUGUGGGUGAAUGGGAGAGGAGAAGAGCUGAUUGACUUGGGUUUAUGCAAUUCUGAUGAUCAAAAAGCAAAGGCCCUAAGGUGCAUUCAUGUUAGUCUUCUAUGUGUUCAACAAAUCCCAGGGAAUAGGCCGACGAUGUUGGAUAUUUAUUUCAUGAUCAACAAUGAUUCCGCUCAACUUCCAUCUCCCAAACAACCUGCUUUUUUUAUUGCUCAAAACCCAAGUUCCUUCGAACGGGAAAUGGAAGAGGUGGAUAGUGAACUCAUACGACCCAUAGAACCAACGACGCCGGAAAUUUAUUCAUUGAAUUCUAUGACACUCUCAACGAUGGUUGCUAGGUGAAGCCCUGAUCGAUCAUUGUGUCUCAAAUCAACUUAAUAUUCUCACUUUAUGUCUGUCAUAAUAGUUCUGUAGUAGUGUUUUACCAUUAUUGUAUUGCAAGUAGUUGGACAAAUGAGUAAAUUUUAAAAUUAAAUAAAAGGGUAAUUUCAAAUAGAACUAUUUUUUUUUUUAAAAAAAA
Messenger RNA from Cucumis sativus (cucumber), 2186 nucleotides. RefSeq names its product G-type lectin S-receptor-like serine/threonine-protein kinase CES101. Bases 50 to 2008 code for a protein of 652 amino acids. Gene Ontology annotation, biological process: protein phosphorylation. NCBI's taxonomy places the organism in Eukaryota, Viridiplantae, Streptophyta, Magnoliopsida, Cucurbitales, Cucurbitaceae. Gene Ontology annotation, molecular function: ATP binding; protein kinase activity. The record is from RefSeq and is a predicted model, not a curated record. The transcript has 4 exons.